This is a messenger RNA of Helianthus annuus (common sunflower), 811 nucleotides long. RefSeq names its product protein SPEAR3-like. The transcript is spliced from 5 exons. The coding region runs from base 133 to 657 and encodes 174 amino acids. Gene Ontology annotation, molecular function: DNA-binding transcription factor activity. The record is from RefSeq and is a predicted model, not a curated record. NCBI's taxonomy places the organism in Eukaryota, Viridiplantae, Streptophyta, Magnoliopsida, Asterales, Asteraceae.
GUUUGAAGAGAUCUCUUAUAUAUUUUAGUAUUAUAUAUUAUCAGAUUCACAGAAGAAGAAGCAGCUAAGUAAGAAGGUUUUGAAAGUUCAAAGUUGGUGAACAAGUCAAUAAGUAUAUUGAAGCAAAAAAAGAUGAACUAUUAUGGUGAAUAUGGUUCGAACGAUGGAUCAUCGUCUGCGGGUGGAUCGUCAUCACGAAAAGGAAAAAAGAGCGGUGCAGAUAAGCCGAAGCAGCCCCAAAGAGGUCUUGGUGUUGCUCAGUUAGAGAAGAUUAGAAUCCAUAGCCAAAUGGGCUUGCUUCCACAGGAGGAUAUAAGGAUUCAAACAGCAUAUUCAUCAUCAUCUUCCUUCUCAUAUACUUCACCAUCUACUGCCUCAUUCAAUACUUUGCAAGGACACCAUUCCCACAUGAUGGGUACUGGUGAACUUGAAAGAACAAACUAUGUAUAUGGUGAAUCACAAUUUGCUAGCAGCAAUCCAAGAUGGGAUGCAAGCUAUGCACAACCUGCAGGCAUAAGUGGACACUUUAUUAGCCCAGAAUUAGUAGAGAAUUCAUUGAGGAAGAAGAUAAGGAAAGACCAACAUGAUUCAGGCAGUCAGAAUUCAGAUUCAAAUGGUAGCCAAGAAUUAGACUUGGAGCUAAGACUUUCUCUUUGAUUCAACAGAUCUCUCUAUCGAUCGUGUGAUCGAUUACUUGUUGUAAUUGCAACUUCUUGUGAUCUUACUUAUGAUUUGAGUUGGAAAAAAAUUUGUAUAACUCACUGGAAAUUCUCGAAGUAAAGAAGCAAGAAAGCAUUAUUUCUUGAGCCCU